AUGUCCGAUCCAAAGUUAUUGAUAGCUGAAGCUGAGAAGCUACUCAAACCGCAACUGGGUUUCUUCCUGUUCAUAUCUGGUUCUUCACAGUCGCUUCGAAAAGAAGAUGCUACUGAUUUGUAUAUUCAAGCUGCUAAUAGUUAUCGGUUAAGCAAGGAUUUCAACCAAGCUGGAAACCAAUUUUUAAAAGCAGCGGAAAUCCAACAAAGUUUGAAUAAUCAUAAUGGCGCGGCUAACCACCUUGUUGAGGCAUACAAGUGUUUCAAGACUUUAUCGCCAACUGAUGCAAUUGAUGCAUUAUCGCAAGCAAUACACAUUUUCUUGACUCAAAACGGUCAAUUUAGAAGAGCGGCAAAUUUCACUAUGGACUUGGCUGAGUUGUAUGAGAGUGUUGGUGAUUUUGGGAAUGCUAUUAAGAGCUAUGAGCAAGCAGGUGACUACUUCACUACGGAUCAUGCAGAAGCCCUUUCCAGUAAAGCGUUUUUGAAGUGCGCCGAUUUGUCUGCUUUUAGUGGAGAGUACAAAAAAGCUAUAUCAAUGUACGAUGUCGUUAUAAAAAACCUGUUGAAUAGCUCAUUGGCGAAAUGGAGCUUGAAAGAUUAUUUUUUCAAAGUGCUCUUAUGUGUUUUAAACAUGAAUGAUCUCGUUGAAGUUGAGAAAAGAAUGGAGAGGUACGCAGAAGAAGAUCCCAACUGGUUGGGUUCUAGAGAAUGCAAGCUAAUCGAAGGUAUUUUAGAAAGCAUCAACAAUGGCGAUGUUGAGGAUUUCUCGGAUAAGGUGUUUGAGUUUGAUAAAUUUAGUAAACUUGAUAAAUUAAAGACUCAGUUAUUGUUGAAAAUUAAGACAACAGUUGUUGAUAACGAUGACGUUGAUAUAUUAUAG
Lodderomyces oxycetoniae is the source of this 882-nucleotide messenger RNA. RefSeq lists its product as uncharacterized. Gene Ontology annotation, cellular component: SNARE complex; vacuolar membrane. Gene Ontology annotation, biological process: intracellular protein transport; SNARE complex disassembly. Lineage: Eukaryota; Fungi; Ascomycota; Pichiomycetes; Serinales; Debaryomycetaceae. The coding region runs from base 1 to 882 and encodes 293 amino acids. Gene Ontology annotation, molecular function: soluble NSF attachment protein activity; syntaxin binding. The record is from RefSeq and is a predicted model, not a curated record. The transcript has a single exon.